AUGCCUGCACCAACCCACUGCAUGGACAAAGAGGAAUUAGAAGACCAACCAGCUUUCUCUGUCAAGGUUGUAGGUCAUGACAAAUUCAAGGUGGUCAUGAGCACAGCUAAUGAUAUAGAGAGCAACAAUGAAUUCAAUCAGCUCAUUUUUGAGGAGGCACAGACUGGCUUGAAGUGCAAGUAUUCAGAUCAUGACAAUGCCAACUAUGUUACCUCAUCUGAGGUUGAGGACUUUGAUGAUGAAUACUUUGACAUUGAGGAUCACAAUUUGAACUCUCACUUCGAGGACCUGAAUGACAUUUGUCCUGGGACAGUGGUCUUUAAUAUUGCAUGUCAACGACUCUGCCAGUGGUGCAGCAACUUUGGAUCCACUGCAAUCACUCUUAUUGCUCACUUCCUUGUCUUGGAUCCAGAAAUUGGUGUGCUGUCUCUUACUCAGGCCCAGGAACUCUGUUCUAAUCUGUUGGAAGGCUUCGCAUUUUUAUAUUCAGACCAAGAUUCUCACAAACUGGAGAACAUUUUCCAGUCAUACUUUGUAUUAUACCUCCUUGGCCAUGCACAUCUGCAGCCCUGUGAUGAUUCUCCUGAUGUCCCAAAACUGAAGAUCAGGGAACUGAAAAAUACUGGCAUCAAAGGUGCGCUAGCCCUUACCUGUGCUGCAGUAAUGUCUUGCAUUUUAGCCCUAGACAGUCAGCUAACUUAUUCUCUUUAG
Pisolithus orientalis is the source of this 711-nucleotide messenger RNA. RefSeq lists its product as uncharacterized. The coding region runs from base 1 to 711 and encodes 236 amino acids. NCBI's taxonomy places the organism in Eukaryota, Fungi, Basidiomycota, Agaricomycetes, Boletales, Pisolithaceae. The record is from RefSeq and is a predicted model, not a curated record. The transcript has 4 exons.